GAUCAAUAACCAUAGGUAAAACUAAGUAAAACUUUUGCCAACGAGAACGAUAUGAAAAGGGAGCUUGCAUCAACAUACACCAGUUUCGUUGGGAUAGAGAUGAUGGUGCCCAAAUGGUUCAUCUUUGGCCUGAUAUGCCUGAUGACUGGAUGCACUGGUGGUAACGAGAUGUGUAAGGCAGCCAUCGGUCGGAGAGGGGCGUGUCCUCCUACUUGGAUCAAGUGGGGAGGCAAGUGCUACAAAGCUAUCAUGAAGAAAAUGACAUGGUUUGAAGCAAAAGAUGAAUGCGUCAAGAUGGGAAGUGUCUUGGUCGUACCACAGUCUGACGAGGAAACUGAAUUGCUCCUACGGCUGAUGGCACCCAGGUUUUGGAUUAAUUGCGAUGACCUUCAGGAAGAAGGUAAUUGGAUUUGUCACGAUGGCAUCGAUGAAGUUGACUACAGGAAUUGGGACGCCCUCUCACACCAACCUGAUAAGUACCAAGGACUAAACGAGCGUUGUGCUGAGGUCUACUUUCCGUCUGGGAAAUGGAAUGAUUUCACAUGUGAUGAGAACUUAACAGCAAUAUGCAAAGGUCAAACUAGCCUUUACCAUCGCUGUGCCUCUAGGCUCUUUCAGUAAUUUCAACAUGGACUGGGAGUAUACCGUCAAUAUCAAGAGCCGACAAUUUAUUGUGGAUACUUCAAUCUGAUCCUGCUGAGCAUAUGUAGACAAAAAUGUUGACAACAAGCCCUUUGGUCGAUCGUUUCUGGAAACUAACACUCCUUACUACCAUUAUAUCCUGCCCUGUUUAAGACACACUUUGUCACAAAAAGGCAGAGGAAUAAAUACUUUAAUUAGGCCUAUUGUCACAAACCUGCGAUCACAUUAACUAAAAUCAAUCUGAUAGGCCCUACAUGUAUAUUCAACCGUUCCAUUGUUCAACGUACACCGAUAAAUCAAUUACAC
Molecule: messenger RNA, 948 nt
Organism: Acanthaster planci (crown-of-thorns starfish)
Lineage: Eukaryota; Metazoa; Echinodermata; Asteroidea; Valvatida; Acanthasteridae
Product: hepatic lectin-like
Source: RefSeq, a predicted model, not a curated record